Molecule: messenger RNA, 1126 nt
Organism: Nasonia vitripennis (jewel wasp)
Lineage: Eukaryota; Metazoa; Arthropoda; Insecta; Hymenoptera; Pteromalidae
Product: trypsin-3-like
Exons: 4
Coding region: 130-1035 (301 amino acids)
Biological process (GO): proteolysis
Molecular function (GO): serine-type endopeptidase activity
Source: RefSeq, a predicted model, not a curated record
GAUCUUAACAAUAAAGAUAUCGUGCGAAUGUGAUGCAGCUUCUGUUUAUGCUGUCACAAUAAUGAAAACGAGAAAUAUAUAAGCCAGCGUUUUUUUUUUUUUUUGACAAGCAGAACCGAUUUCACUAUCAUGAACCUUCAGACUUCGUUGGUACUCGCGUUCGCGACGACAGCUCUGCUCGCUGGCAGUGCUGUCGGAGCACUGGAGGGCGAGGGGAUCCAGGGUGGUGAAGUUGUUGAACUGGGAAACUUUACCUACCAGGUAACCAUUCAAAUCAACGGUCGUAGCAUCUGCGGUGGAGGAAUCAUCAGCUCUACCCACAUAGUCACUGCUGCCCAUUGUGUCACCGACGAAAAGGGAGAGUUCACCAAAAAACCUAUGAAGAUCGUCGCUGGAAUCCAUGACCUCAAUAUUUGGGCCCCGACGUGGUUCGCCUCCGAUGUUCAGAAGGUCUACGUACCCAAGACCUUUGGUCUCACCGACUUCAAGAACAGUAUUCCUGGUGACAUCGCCGUUCUGAAACUCUUUAUGCCGCUGAAUAUGGAAUCAAACGAGAACUUGAGCAUUCUCAAGCUGCCAACUGAGAAACGCAGCUACGCUGGUGAGAAAGCUAUCAUUAGCGGCUACGGCUGGAACUGGGUCGAUCUCGUAGAGAACCCAGAGACGGGAAAACAAGAAGAAAAGGGCGGUGGUAAGGACGGAAAGAUGCGAUUCGCCGAGGCUAACAUCCUCAGCACCGAAGAAUGUCAGAAGGGAUAUAAGUCUAAAAUCACCGAGAACCAUCUUUGUGCUUCUCUUGUUCAACGUGAUUCGGACAAACCCGAGGGCAUCUGCUACGGUGACAGUGGUGGCCCUCUGGUAUACAACGGUGACACACUUAUCGGUGUCGUGAGCACCAGUCCUCUGGGAUGUCGGGAGACUGAAGCUGCAGCGGUCUACACAAGGGUAUCGUCUUUCCUGGACUUCGUCUACAAGGCUGUGAAAGAUGUCAAGGAUAAAAGCAUCCGCACCACUACGCUGAUGAUCGUCGGCUAGUUUUUGUAGUUUAAAUUAUUACGUUUGUUAAAUAGUCUAUGUAUAAUUAUUUAUUUUUAUAAUUGUUAUAAAUAAAUUAAAUUUUUCUGAA